AUGACACAAGCUUAUGAAUUUUGCACUGAAAGAGUUUUACAACAACAAGUGCAUAGAAAGAAAAGAAAAUUACAAUUUAUAGAAGUUGUUGAUAAUGGAUCAGAUGUUGAUACUGAUUCAAUUAGUGAUUCAAGUGAUGUGAUUGGUUCAAAGGUAUUAGUAGAUACAACAACAACAGCAGCAGUCAAUCAAGGACCUGAUUUCAAAAUUGAUGAUCGUUAUUUUUCUGAUGAAGAUGAUUCCAAAAAUCUUUAUUCUCCUGAUGAAGAUGAUAAUCUUCAUAUAUAUGAAUAUGAUUCAUUUUCGUCUGAUGGUUCAUUACCAUUAUAUGAACGAACAUCUAUUACUAUUAAUAAAGCUCCAUCAUCUACAACUAAACUUUAUUGUAACAAAUGUUUGACCUUAACAACAUUAAAAGGUGGGCAACAAUUCUGUACUAAUUCCUAUUGUUCAUUAGCAAGUCAAAAAUUAUCGAAACGACAAUUAACAGAAGUCGUUACAGUAAACAUUAGAGAAAAACUACAAUGUAUUAUCCGCCGAAAUAUUUCUUUUUUUACUGAAUGUCAAGAAUUAUUUCCUGCAUUUGAUAUAUCGAGUGGUAAUCGUUAUCAAGUUAUCACUGAAAAAGUUGUUCAUCCAAUCACCUUCAACAUUCAUGUUGAUGGAGCGCCAUUGGUGCGUUCCACAAAAUCAUCGUUAUGGCCAUGUUUUAGCUCAAUAGUAGAGUUACCAUCUCCAGUUAGAGAAUUUCAGACCAACAUUCUUACUUUAGGUUUUUGGAUAUCUUGUAUUAAACCAGAUGUAAAUGUAUUUUUGCAAGAUAUAAUUGAACAAUUAAUUGAUUUAAAUCAAAAUGGUACCUCGAUAUUUGUCAAUGAAAAUGAAUUUAAAGUAUUUGUUAAAACUCAAUUCUUCAUAUCAGAUUUGCCAGCGAAGUCAUUAUUUACAAAAACAAUAAACUUUAAUGGAUAUUAUGUUUGCACCAAUUGUACCACUGAAGGUAAUACCAUUUUUAUUUGUAUUUAG
Rotaria sp. Silwood1 is the source of this 1026-nucleotide messenger RNA. The record is from the annotation of a GenBank genome assembly. Lineage: Eukaryota; Metazoa; Rotifera; Eurotatoria; Philodinida; Philodinidae.